CCAGCCGCUAGAGGCCGAGCGCGAGGCCAACACUGACCCAGGCAUGAUGCUGUUAUUCCGGAAUGGCGAACGCUCGCGCACUGGGAUUACACCAGCAAUGAAGACAAACAGAGCGCGCAUCUUCGGGAAGCACUGAGAGCAACUCGACGCUAAACGUGCAUACAGCGAGAGACGGACGCGAGAGACAGACGCGAGCGGCGCGGAUCCAAGUGAAUGUCGCCGAAACCCGGCCAAUAACUGCGCCGCGAAACGAGAGCGCUCCGAGGCGGGCGUGUCGCGCCACGCGUGCAGAAGAUCGCGUGCGGAUCGCGCUGCUCGCCGGCGGUCUACCGCGCGCGCGUGAAGGUGAACGGCCGCGGCCGUCGGAGUCGCGUUGUGCGUCAGUACGCGGCGGCGGGGAUGCACGCCGUGCGGGCCUCGCGUGCACUGGAAGCAGCGGAGCUCGACCGGCGGAUUUUAUUUCGCUAAAAGCACGGGGUUCUGUGGGUUUGCGGGGGGUGUUUAGCGGAGCGCGCGUGCGAGCUGCUGCAGGAAUCUGACUGUCACACCGCUGGGAACCUUGCUGCUUAUUCAUCAGUGCAUGCACUUUACUUGCGUCCCACCAGUGUGUGUGUGUAAAGCGGCUGCUCGCGUCAUGUUCCCCAGCCUUUGCGUUUGGAAAGCUCCACUUGCAUUGCAUUGAAGUCAGUAGCUCCAAAGUCCAGAAUAACCUUGCUAAAACACUAGCACCGAAUCACCUCCGCCGCUAAUACGCUGCAGUGAAGCCACAGGGCACGGCAGCAAAGCUGAUUCUUCUCAUUCGGACCGCUUGUGUUGCCAUCCCCGCGGUCUGUUCGUGUUUUUAAAGCGAUCCUGAAGUGGGAAGAUGAUUCAGUCCGCGGGAAUCUUUGUUCCGGAGCUCCAGAGAGCAAACAGAAGUGUGGCGUAUUGAUCCUGCAUGUUCCCCUGAGAGAGAGUCUGGCUGUUCUGAAGCUGCCAAACACUAAGUAGUGAGUUUCACUGGGUUUAUGUGGACUUUUGGAGUUUGCUUAUUCAAUGGGACGAUGCUGGUGAGGAGGAUCACUGUGUUUCCCCCAAAGGAACUUUGACCCCUGAAGCGGCGAAAGGACAAAACUCACCCCAAGGAGUGGAGAGAGGAAAUAGGACUAACCCUACACUAAUGACAUGAUCUCAGACUGACAGAAAAACCACUACGCUAGUAAUCGGACAAACCUCACAGCCAUGAGUGUUCGACACCCGACCUCCACGCUGGAUAGGGCAGCCGUUAAGAAACAAACACACCUGCGCAGUCCUUUUGCUGCUUGGUUGAGCAGUUUGACGUUGGGAGACUCGGAGCGCAGGUCUUCUCCUGGCCAGCAGAGGGAGACGCUGUCGGAUCUCCCCUCAGACAACGCAGGGACGGGUUUAGUCCAAAGAUGUGUGGUUGUGGAAAGAGACAGUCUGGGGUUUGGCUUCACCGUCUGUGGCGAGAGAAUCAAACUAGUGCAGAAUGUUCGGCCAGGUGGAGCGGCGGUCAAGGCUGGAGUUCAGGAAGGAGACCGAAUCAUUAAGGUCAAUGGUUCAUUGGUUUCGUCCAUGUCUCAUCAGGAAGUGGUGAAGAUGAUCAAAUCCGGGACGUAUGUGGCGUUGACUCUUCAGGGACCGCCUCCUUCAGUCGUGUCCGUCCCGCUUCAGCCCCUCCCCGCUGACCUCUUGCCCAAUCACAGGACAGCACCUGGUGAAGCCCCGCCUCCUCCACCAACUCCACCCACAGGAAGCAGCACCCCGACUCAGAGAAUUACAGGACCCAAACCAUUACAGGAUGGCACUCGAUCAGAAGCUGUCGCUAGCUAUCUCACAGCUGGAGAAGGUCGGUUAUCGAUGGACUCCAGCGAAGGAGAUGCCGAGGCGUGUGAGAGUCCCUUCUCCUCCCCGUCCACCUUCCCCAGGAACCCUCUGCUCCGCCGGCAGGGAUCCGACACGCACCCCUCGGACUCGGGAGGGAAGACGCAGAUCAUUGGACCAGAGGAAGAAGAGGAGGAUGAUGGGUAUUCGAUCAAUGAGAUGGACGGCCCGUUUCAGGACAUCGAGCUGCUGAAGAGUCGUCCGGCUCACAUGACGGUCUUCAUGAGAUACGUGUUCAGUCAACUACUGGAUCCAAACCCGCUGUUGUUUUAUCUGUCUGUGGAGGCGUAUCUGGGCUCGAGCCCUAAAGACGCCCGUUCGCUCGCCCCUCAGAUCUGCUCGCACUUCCUGGACCACGAUGCCCCUGUGAAGAUUAAAGUCCGGGAGGAGUUUCUGACAGACAUAGAGAGUCGUCUGCACGCGCAGGAGGACAUCCGAGGGCCGCUGUCUGAGCUCCAGCAGCAGGUGCUUCCAGAUAUUCAAGAGCAGCUUCAAGACUACAGGAGCAAGCAGAUGAUGGGUCUGGGCUCUCUGUUCGGAGAGAGCGACCUGCAGCAGUUAGACGGAGACCCGGUGAAAGAGCGGCAGGUGGUGGACAAACAGGUGCUGGCGCUCUGGGACGUCCUCUCAAAACACGAGGAGGACAGAAGUUCUCCGCUAGCGUCUGCGGUUCAUCUGUAUCUCAGACACUCGGGCAUUAAACUCAGAGACUCCAAAGUGUUUCCCGGCUUGAUGUCCGAGAAGGAAAAGUGGCUUCCGUUCUUUCCUAAAGCUAAAAAGCUGAGCAGCGCCAGACGAGAGAAGGACGGAGACGACAAGAAACGAAAUCCCAUCCUGAAGUACAUCGGAAAACCCAGAAGCACGUCCCAGUCCAUUCGUCCUGGCAGCGUGAGAAACAUCAUUCAGCAGUUUGAGAAUAAUUCAGACUCCAUUGAAGAAGGGGACAGUGAGGGACAGCAGUUGUCUUCCAGCAGCUUUGGAGAGGACAGCAUGGACAGUCCGACCAUAUCGGUGCGUUUGGCUCGUAGCGAGUCUUUGAAGGCUCAGGGGGAGGGGCGUCGGCGAGGAGGCGGGACGGGGGCGGAGUCUGUCCCUCGUUCCCGUAGCGAUGUGGACAUGGAGGACUGUGAGGAGAGGGAGGGGCCGGGACUGAGGCCGUUACAUCACAGCGCCUCGUCUUCAGCCUCCAGCAGCUCGGCACGAUCGCUGGAGAACCCGACGCCGCCGUACACGCCUCGCUCUCAGCGCAGGAUGCUGGACGCUCCGGUGGCUCUGUUACCAGACGCGCCGGCUCUGGACGAGGACGUGAUCGACUCGCAGAACUGGCAGGAGACGGUUGAGCCGCACGUUCUGGCAUCACUCAGCUCACGGGAGAUCGACCGACAGGCCGUCAUCUACGAGCUGUUCACCACGGAGGCGUCUCACCUGCGGACGCUGCGGGUUCUGGAUCAGGUGUUUUAUCAGAAGAUGCAGAGCGUCCUCAGUCCAGAAGAGCUGUCCUGCAUCUUCCUGAACCUGCGCCACGUCUACGAACUACACGCGAGCUUAUGUGAGGCCAUGAAGAAGCGCAGGGAAUCGCCGGUUGUUCAGGGCAUCGGAGACAUCAUGCUGGCCAGACUGGAGGGAGAGGCUGGAGAUCAGUUCGAGGAGCAGGUGUCUCAUCUGUGCAGUCAGCAGAGUCAAGCGCUGGAGCUCAUCAAGAGCAAACGGCGCAAAGACCCUCGCUUCGCUCACCUCAUACAGGAGUGUGAGGCCAGUCCUCACUGCCGCAGGUUACAGCUGAAGGAUCUGCUUGUGGCUGAGAUGCAGCGCUUGACUAAAUACCCUCUGCUGCUGGACAAUGUCAUCAAACACACAGAGACGGCGUCUCCGGACCUGCAGCUGCUUCAGAGAGCUCAGGCCCGUUGCCGUGGGAUACUGCAGGCUGUUAAUGAGGUCGUCAGGGAGACGGAGCACCGGCAUCGGCUCGGCCAAUACCAGCGCAGGCUGGACCUGACGCCUCUGGAGCGGCUGGCCAAUCCCGUCGCAGCACAGUUCAAGAAUCUGGAUCUCACCACUAAGAGGAUGAUCCAUGAGGGGCCGCUCACGUGGAAAGUCAGCAAAGACAAAGCCAUCGAGGUGCAGGCGCUGCUGCUCUCGGAUCUGCUGGUGCUUCUUCAGAGGGCUGCUGACGAGCGGCUCGUCCUGCGCUGUCCGUCUCGCUCGCUGGGCGCUGCUCCAGACCUCAAGAUCCCCUUCUGCCCCAUCCUUCGCCUCGACUCCGCCCUCGUCCGCUUGGUUGCGACAGACAAUAAAGCGCUGUACGUGAUCAGCACGUCAGAGAGUCAGAUCUAUGAGCUGGUGGCCGGGACGUCGUCGGAGAAGAACACUUGGAAAGAUCUGCUGGAAAAGACUAUCGCCGCAGCGACUCGAGGAGCGGGAUCGAGCAAACAAGGAUCGCCAGUGCCGUCCUCAGAUGCGCGUUCAUCUGCCAAUCCAUUAGAUGCAUCGGAGUCGUCCGUGUGUCUGGAGCGGGACUCUGCCAGUGAUGAUGAAAGUGCUCUCACACCGACAGACGGAUCGGACGCACGCCGUCAUCAGGAUAGAGUCGGGUUCCUCCGAACCAAAGCUGCUGUCGCCGAAGCUGCUCUUCAGGACGUGGAAACUCUCCGGCAGCUGAUCUUCAGAGACCUUGAGGACGCCUGGAGUCAGGAUUCAGAUGACACGCCCACAAAUGAGACGGCCAAUGAAAGGAGUCCUUUGACAGACGGAGCAGGGACGGAGUUAUCUGAUCCCGCCCCCGGUGAGAGGCCCAGCCAAUGGGGGGAGGAGUCUGUAGAAGCUCCGCCUGUGGAGGCGCUGCAGUCGCCCGUGCAGGUGGUGAGGAAAGGAAACAUGUUUUAUCUGGUCAUGCCCAAAGAUCAGUCGAGCGCUCUCACAGACGAGAGCAGCACAGACGAGCUCAAAGACUCCGACGCAUCUCACAACAUCCAGCAGACUCCAGACAUGUCCUUCAUCAGCGAGGAAGAGGAACAGGAGACACCCUGCCUCUCUCCAACAGACCAAUCACUGACUGAGACCCUGAGUCACAGGGAAAGACUCGGCCAAUCACAGCCGAGCGUACAGCGACAUGUGAUCAAAAAUGUGGAUGAGAUCUUCAGCACCAUGGAAGAGCUGAUGAGGAAACUGCAGCACCUGCGGGACAUUGAAGCCGAUCACUACAAACUCCUGAAGAAGUUAAGAAAGCCCUCUCCUGUGGAUAAAAUAUCAAGCGAUCUUGUCUACAAGUCUCCCACAGCGGUCCGAAUGCCAUCACUGGACCGCGGAGCUGGAGAUGGUGAGGAAAACUGAUGUUUAAAGGCCUUUUCACACUGAACGCGAAGACGCUUUUGAUCCCUGUGGGGCUGAUCACACCAGCCACGAUCAAAACUACGCAUUUUUUGUGUCGAUUUUUUUUCCCCCGUCGCUCCGCGAUGAAACGGGCCGUCCAAUCAGAUUUGAGCUUAGAUCACGUGUCUGGAGCAGCUGCUCUUGCACAAAAGGGUGCGAGUGUUUCGAAAACCAGAGUAAACAAACACCGAAGAAGAGAGUGGAUGCUGAGUUCUUGUUAUCAGAAGACAUGCAUAGAAUGACACAGUAAAGAUGAAAUAACACUA
This is a messenger RNA of Sinocyclocheilus grahami, 5519 nucleotides long. RefSeq names its product Rho guanine nucleotide exchange factor (GEF) 11 (gene arhgef11). Gene Ontology annotation, molecular function: G protein-coupled receptor binding; guanyl-nucleotide exchange factor activity. Gene Ontology annotation, biological process: intracellular signal transduction; G protein-coupled receptor signaling pathway. Gene Ontology annotation, cellular component: cytoplasm. The transcript is spliced from 39 exons. The coding region runs from base 1222 to 5214 and encodes 1330 amino acids. Lineage: Eukaryota; Metazoa; Chordata; Actinopteri; Cypriniformes; Cyprinidae. The record is from RefSeq and is a predicted model, not a curated record.